This is a messenger RNA of Pangasianodon hypophthalmus (striped catfish), 2385 nucleotides long. RefSeq names its product RAB21, member RAS oncogene family (gene rab21). The coding region runs from base 238 to 897 and encodes 219 amino acids. The transcript has 7 exons. Gene Ontology annotation, molecular function: GTP binding; GTPase activity. The record is from RefSeq and is a predicted model, not a curated record. Gene Ontology annotation, biological process: Rab protein signal transduction. NCBI's taxonomy places the organism in Eukaryota, Metazoa, Chordata, Actinopteri, Siluriformes, Pangasiidae.
CGUAGCAGAGGACGCCAUUAGCCUGGCUCAGCAGCACAGACUCACAGAGGCGGAAAUAUUCUUUUCUUUUUUCCUUUUUUUUUUUUUUUUUUUUAAACUCAGUAGGGGAAUUUAACCCCGUCGUUUCCCCCUGACCAUUUCAUAUGACACGAAUGUAGCUAUCUAAUGUAAGGCAGCAGGAGACGAGCUCUCGGUUUACUUUUCUUUGCUGAAGUUGAAGAAGGAGACCUCUCCACCAUGGCGGCUGGCGGCAGUACUGCUCACAGAACAUACUCCUUCAAGGUGGUGUUGUUAGGGGAAGGCUGCGUGGGCAAGACGUCUCUGGUUCUCCGUUAUUGCGAAAACAAGUUCAACGACAAACACAUCACGACCCUCCAGGCAUCGUUCCUUACAAAGAAACUCAACAUCACAGGCAAGAGAGUCAAUCUGGCUAUUUGGGACACGGCUGGGCAGGAACGGUUCCACGCUCUCGGGCCAAUCUACUACAGAGACUCCAACGGAGCCAUUUUAGUCUACGACAUCACCGAUGAAGACUCCUUCCAGAAGGUGAAAAACUGGGUGAAAGAAUUAAGGAAAAUGUUGGGGAACGAAAUAUGUUUAUGUAUAGUAGGUAAUAAAAUUGAUCUGGAAAAAGAGAGACAUGUUUCAGUGGAAGAGGCGGAGGCGUAUGCAGAGUCAGUUGGGGCAAAACACUAUCACACGUCAGCUAAAUUAAACAAAGGAAUUGAAGAACUGUUCCUCGACUUAUGUAAAAGAAUGAUGGAGACUGCACAGGUGGAGGAGAGAUCUAAGGGGAACGGGACAAGCCACGCAAGCACAGGACGAAGAGGCGUUCAGAUCAUCGACGAUGAACCACAAGCCGCUGCUGCAGCCGGAGGGUGCUGUUCAACAGGCUAGGACACCAUUCUCUCUCUCUCUCUCUCUCUCUCUCUCUCUCUCUCUCUCUCUCUCUCCAAAAUUACUGGUACUCUUCAUCUAUCACUUGUUCUCUGCUCUGUAACACUGAUGGCUGAAGCAGUGAUUUGUUUUCCUGUUGACUACAAAGUUGGAAUACAGCAUCUAAUGGAUCUUAUCAGUUACUUGUUAACUGUGGUAACCCGAUCACUCUCUCAGGCUCUCUCUCUCUCUCUCUCUCUCUCUCUCUUUCUCUCUCUCUCGCACACACAUACACAUGCGCUCUUUCUGAAUAUUUGAACACGCACUAAGAUCUGAUUUUCCAAGCUUUUUUUUUGUUGUUGUUGUACAUGUUGGGUUGAUUUCCAUGAAAGCAUUUUCUUUUAGUUAGAAGCUUUAAGGAAGUAAAGUACCCAUUAUUUAAUAACUUAAACAUGCACACUGAACUGUACUUGUGGUAAUUAGUGAGCUUCUGUCUUUCUGUCCCCAACUUCACCUCCUGAAUUCAUCGCUAAUCAGUUUUAUUAAACUUGCUCUCUAGUUGUUUUUGGACUUGUAUGUACAACAAAACAAAAUACACAUGUAUCAUAUUAAUAUUUUAUGCGCUUUUACAACUUUUUUGGGAACUCAUACAUCUAGCCACUUGCAAAAAUAUUCAGUCUUUCAUUGCAUCCAAGCAAUGGUUAAACUGCAGAAAAGGAGGACAAAGAAGGAUCAUAAUAAAGUAGCAAAGAAAAAAAGCUACACUGAAAUGUGUGGAUUGUGUAAGUAUUCAAGGCUUCAUUAGGGGUACAAGGCAUUUUGCCCACACUACUAUGUUUCAGGAUUGAUUUAAAGUCAAGAUUGUUUUCUAUGAAAGCAGCAUUUAAAAAAAUGUGAAUUUGUGAUUGUUGACCUUUACUAGUUAAUGACCUUCUUUAACUUUUUUCUUUAAUUGCCAAGACUUCUCGAGUGGUAUGGUCUAAAUUCCAUAACCUGGCUAUUAAGCCAAGACUAAAACCAUUCUAAUUUUGUAUUAUAUUUCUUUUUUUCUGAAUUAGUGCCAUUUGCAACAGUUAUCCUGAACUUACUGAAAGUUUUCCAGAGCCACAGAGCACUUAGUUCCUCCUGUAGGUGUAGUGAUACUGAAAUGUGAGUCUUCCCUAAAAAUUAAUUUAAGUUAAAAGGAGAAAGUGAGGGGUUGUUAUGCCUUUGGAACUGUCAGAAAUACAGAAUGUGUUUAACUUAGCAUGAGACUGUUGUAUUUGUUGACAGAAUUGUGUGUGUGUGUGUGUGUGUGUGUGUGUGUUUUAAAUACAGCAUUUGAAUGAUUUUUGGAGGUCUGAAUAUUUUUCCAAGUGGCUAUUGGCAUAGUGUAUAAUAGUUAAAUGAUUGUAAAAUGAAGAAUAACAAUUAUGGGUGAAAGCACACUUUUGGAACAUUAUUUUUUAUUAUUUAACUGCUUCUGUCAUUGUUUUGUAAUAGAACAAUUAUAAAAAAAAAAAAUCAGUC